AUGGCGGACAAAGAUGCUGCCUUUGAUGAUGCAGUGGAGGAGAGAGUUAUAAAUGAAGAAUAUAAAAUUUGGAAGAAAAACACACCCUUUCUCUAUGACUUGGUCAUGACCCAUGCCCUGGAGUGGCCUAGUCUCACAGCCCAGUGGUUGCCAGAUGUUACAAGACCCGAAGGAAAAGAUUAUAGUGUACACAGGCUUGUUCUGGGGACUCACACAUCAGAUGAGCAGAACCACCUUGUCAUCGCCAGUGUUCAGCUUCCAAAUGACGAUGCUCAGUUUGAUGCUUCUCAUUAUGACAGUGAAAAAGGAGAGUUUGGAGGCUUUGGUUCUGUCAGUGGGAAAAUUGAAAUUGAGAUCAAGAUAAACCAUGAAGGAGAAGUGAACAGAGCUCGCUACAUGCCUCAAAAUCCAUGCAUCAUUGCUACAAAGACUCCCACCAGCGAUGUCCUUGUUUUUGAUUACACCAAGCAUCCGUCAAAGCCAGAUCCUUCUGGAGAAUGUACUCCUGAUUUGCGCCUCAGAGGUCACCAAAAAGAAGGCUAUGGCCUCUCCUGGAAUCCCAAUCUCAGUGGCUGCCUACUCAGUGCUUCAGACGAUCAUACCAUCUGCCUUUGGGACAUAAGCACAGUUCCUAAAGAGGGGAAGAUUGUGGAUGCCAAAACAAUCUUCACAGGUCAUACUGCUGUUGUGGAAGAUGUUUCUUGGCACCUUCUUCAUGAGUCCCUUUUUGGAUCAGUGGCAGAUGACCAGAAGCUCAUGAUCUGGGACACAAGAUCCAACAACACCUCGAAGCCCAGUCAUGCUGUUGAUGCUCACACUGCUGAGGUCAACUGCUUGUCCUUCAACCCAUACAGCGAGUUUAUAUUGGCAACCGGCUCAGCAGAUAAGACUGUGGCUCUUUGGGACCUGAGGAACCUCAAACUGAAACUGCAUUCGUUUGAGUCUCACAAAGAUGAGAUUUUCCAGGUGCAAUGGUCUCCUCAUAAUGAGACUAUUCUGGCCUCUAGUGGCACAGACAGAAGGCUGAAUGUGUGGGACCUCAGUAAGAUUGGAGAGGAGCAAUCUCCAGAGGACGCGGAGGAUGGUCCACCGGAGCUGCUGUUUAUUCAUGGAGGCCACACAGCAAAGAUCUCCGACUUCUCCUGGAACCCCAACGAGCCGUGGGUCAUCUGUUCUGUCUCCGAGGAUAAUAUCAUGCAAGUUUGGCAGAUGGCUGAAAAUAUUUACAAUGAUGAGGACCCAGAAGGAGCCGCAGACUCUGAGGUUCAGGCGUAA
Messenger RNA from Knipowitschia caucasica, 1275 nucleotides. Lineage: Eukaryota; Metazoa; Chordata; Actinopteri; Gobiiformes; Gobiidae. The record is from the annotation of a GenBank genome assembly.